Molecule: messenger RNA, 543 nt
Organism: Mycena indigotica
Lineage: Eukaryota; Fungi; Basidiomycota; Agaricomycetes; Agaricales; Mycenaceae
Exons: 2
Coding region: 1-543 (180 amino acids)
Source: RefSeq, a predicted model, not a curated record
AUGCCGGGAUUGUUACGACUGGUUUUAUUAGCGGCGUCUACAUUGUUUGGGAUUGCACGUUCAGCGCCAACGAAGGAAGAGCAUGGCCAUCCGCACUCGUCUCUCCCAGGAGGACGCUACGGAGUGACCAUCAUCGUCGUCGUCUCAAUCGUGGGCAUAACUGUCCUGUGCGCCACCUUCUGCUGUCUGCGAAGCUAUCUACGCACACCAUCGUACGACAAAGUCGCCGCCCAGAAGGACCUCGAGAACCUAAGACGGGAGGCUGCGAUAGCGAGCGCUGCGAGCUGGCGAGCGAGCGGCGGCAGGCCGCUGUCCUUAUCGGUGCGCGGCGACAUACCCCAUCUACCUCCUCCCGCGUAUGAUCCGCGUGCCUCGGAGCAGUCCAGCGAGCGAGGGCCAUCACCGUCCCCGUUGAAGAUGGCCGAAUCGACGAGACAGCAAGACUCGGACGACGGGUCGAUGCCGCACCCGCUGCAUGUGCCCAGCAAGUCUCAGUACACGAUCAGGUUCGAUACAAAAAAAGAUGGCCCUCAGGCGUUCUAG